GCUUGCCGUUAUAGCAUCGGGUCUUCGCACAGUCGCAUGCGAUCCAGGCAGGGCUGCCACAGCUUUUUUCUUUUGUUCAAGUCAUCUUGCCGUUGGGUAGCAAUUCAGACAACAACGCAUCACUGAUCGCGUGGGUUCCGCACUUCUCUCUCACCGAACAACCCAGCAUAUCAAAUUCCUAGUCCCGACUCGGUCUCUCAGCACUCCAAUACAAUGGCCGCCAAAACUCCGAUUCCUCAGAACGACAAUGUCGCCCAUGCUCUUGCCGGAGCAGGUGGCGGCAUUCUGUCCAUGAUUUUGACCUACCCUCUCAUCACCCUCUCCACCAGAGCCCAGGUCGAAUCCAAAAAGGCCGAGAGCAAAUUUGUCGAGGCCGUCCAAAAGAUCAUCGCGCGCGAGGGCGUCUCGGGCCUGUACGCGGGCAUCAACUCUGCGCUGUUCGGCAUCAGCGUCACAAACUUCAUCUACUACUACUGGUACGAGUGGACUCGGGCCUUCUUCGAAAAGGCCGCCACCCGCGCCGGCCGCGCCAGCAAGAAGCUGACGACGAUCGAGUCCAUGAUCGCGGGCGCCAUCGCCGGCUCUGCGACCGUCAUCAUCACCAACCCCAUCUGGGUCGUCAACACGCGCAUCACCACGCGCCGACAGAACUCUGAUGAUGUCGAGGCCGGCGCCGGCGCCGUUGCCAAGCGGAGCAAGCCUCCCAGCACCAUCGGAACCCUCAUGGCCCUCUUGAAGAACGAGGGACCCCAGGCCUUGUUCGCUGGUGUCAUCCCGGCGCUGGUGCUGGUGGUGAACCCCAUCCUGCAAUAUACCCUCUUUGAGCAGAUGAAGAAUACGGUGGAGAAGAAGAGGAAGAUUACGCCUACCGUAGCAUUCGUGCUAGGUGCCCUGGGAAAGCUCUUCGCAACAUCAGUCACAUACCCAUACAUCACUGUUAAGAGCCAGAUGCACGUCGCUGCCCACUCUGAUAAGAAAGAGGGCAUGUCUGAGACUUUGAGGCGCGUUGUGAAAGAUGAAGGCUAUUCUGGUCUGUAUAAAGGCAUUGGUCCCAAGGUUACCCAGAGUGUCUUGACAGCGGCCUUCCUCUUUGCCUUUAAGGAUGUCCUUUAUGAGCAGAUGGUGAGACUCAGGAUGGGCCGCAAAAAGGCGUAAAUUAAUUACACCACACGAUUGGCUACUUGCUAGCACAAAGAUGCGUUCAGCAUCUUUUAUUCGCUUCCAUUAUGCAAUGGAAGGUAGGCUCUUCGGAGAACCAUUAGAUAGAGGGCUGUAAUCUUUGGGCUGUACUAUUAAGUGUAAUUAACAUAGGUAAGGUGGAAUCGACAAGGGCGGAUGAUACUCCUAUCGGUAGAUAUAGAGCU
Messenger RNA from Trichoderma asperellum CBS 433.97, 1364 nucleotides. RefSeq lists its product as uncharacterized. The record is from RefSeq and is a predicted model, not a curated record. Gene Ontology annotation, biological process: transport. Gene Ontology annotation, cellular component: peroxisomal membrane. Gene Ontology annotation, molecular function: ATP transmembrane transporter activity; FAD transmembrane transporter activity; ADP transmembrane transporter activity. NCBI's taxonomy places the organism in Eukaryota, Fungi, Ascomycota, Sordariomycetes, Hypocreales, Hypocreaceae.